AUGCAAAUCAUCCUCGUCGGGCCGAACUCCGAGGGCGGCACGGACCGCAACAACACUCUCCGCGCCGGGUCGGUGUUUCACGUCGUGGAGCUCCUCAUUUCCACUUCGGAAUUAUUCGCACCCGGUGCAGAUCAGCCCGACGAAGUCGAAGAUGGUGAUCGAAGAAACACCGAGGCCGAUUCCCCCGAUCCCUCCGAUGCUCGACGGGAGGUCGAACUGCGGCACCCACCGACGUCUGACAUCCGCACGCCCUCGCGUGCACGCCCACAUCCUCUGACACGCCCCAGACGGCCACUCCGCGUCUCGGCACGCCGGCUUCGGGAACCGGCAGGCCUGAAGGUCAGGGUUCGCGCACGGAACAUUCGGCUCCGCCUGCAACCUUUCCCGAAAGCAUUUCUCCAUGCACUGCCAGAUCCCAGCAUCCCUGCAGUCCUCAUCCAGGAUGCAGGGAUCCUCUUUUCUGCUCUGUUUCUCGACGAUCUCGGGGCGAAUCUCUCGUGACGGUGUCGUCGAGCAGGACGAUCUGCUCCGGCUCGAAUGCGCUCAAAAUUGCGAAAUGUAUGGUCGAUGGC
Messenger RNA from Darwinula stevensoni, 572 nucleotides. The record is from the annotation of a GenBank genome assembly. NCBI's taxonomy places the organism in Eukaryota, Metazoa, Arthropoda, Ostracoda, Podocopida, Darwinulidae.